Messenger RNA from Ilex paraguariensis (yerba mate), 637 nucleotides. Lineage: Eukaryota; Viridiplantae; Streptophyta; Magnoliopsida; Aquifoliales; Aquifoliaceae. The record is from the annotation of a GenBank genome assembly.
GUGAAGCAGGUUGAAUAUCUUUGGUAAGUAGAAUGGAAUCAAAUUGAGAGAGAGAGAGAGAUGAGGAUACAAACGAUGAUGAACAAUUUACAGGACAAGCUGAGGGGAAUGGGGGCAGAAAACAUGAUGAACAACUUGCAGGUGAAGUUGAAAGAGGUUGGAGCAGAUAGUAUGAUGAACAAUGUUCAAGACAAGCAGAAUCAACUGUUUUUAAUGCUUGAGAACUUUGGUCUGUACUUCAUAGCUUGGUUGGACAAGGUGUUUCCACCAGAGACCAGAGGAGAGAGACUCCACUACUGGCUCCAAGUUGCUGCACCCUUUAUCAUCGCUGGGUUGAUUCUGCUGGUGUGCCUCCGGUGUUGCAUCCGUUGUUGCCGCUGCUGCGGCCGCGGAGGGAAGGUGGCCGUCAAGAUGAUGAAAGCUCCGGGGAGGAACUUUAGGAUGCCAAGGGAAGUCUUUGAAAGCAACCCCAGAUCAUAUUUUCUCCAACUCCGUGAAAAGACCUAUUGAUCUCUAAGCUUUUCUGGACUUUCUCCAUUAGGAUUAUGCCUCAUUAACUUAUGACUAUGUUGUACAAGAUUUUGGGGUGUUUUUGGCUGUAAACGAUUUGAUGCUUAUGAACAGCUGUUUUGUGUUU